Molecule: messenger RNA, 414 nt
Organism: Anisakis simplex (herring worm)
Lineage: Eukaryota; Metazoa; Nematoda; Chromadorea; Rhabditida; Anisakidae
Source: the annotation of a GenBank genome assembly
AUGACAAUUGUUCUGUUGUUUUGUGAAUAUAUUGCUGAGAAACAGUUUGAAAAUUUCAAUUUGGUAUUAGUUACGGUGUAUAUAACACCCAUGGAUGAUGGCGUUUCGGCAUCAUGUUCAACCGAUCGACCACUUGUGGAUCCAUUAUCUCCAUCCGCAUCAUCGCAACAGAAUAUCGUCAAACGAAAAAGUAUCAGGCGAUUCUUCAACAAUCACCCGUCAUCAAGUCCAACUCGACCGCAGUCAGUCACAGUGGGUGUUGCUCGUAAUAACAGUAAUACAGGAGCCGUAUCUCAGAAUCGACUCAGCGCAGCAGAUCCCCUCCAAUUAGCGUCACCUUGCUCGUCCGAUUCGCACAACGAUAAUCUCUCAGUGAAGGUUUCACCUUUUCAAGUUUUAUUUUUGGUUGCAUGA